AUGCUACCCAAAAAACGCGUCUUACACAACGUCGAUCAUCAAACAACACAUCGCGUGUCUAUCGAGAAUGGUAAGGAUGCUCAAAAACAAGCAGAAAUCAUUGACGAACCGGAAAAUUAUGCUAAACUGGAGAAAAUUGGCUCUGGCACAUAUGGUGUAGUUUACAAAGGACAAGACAAGAAAAACGGGCAAAUAGUAGCUUUAAAGAGAAUUAGACUUGAAACUGAAGAUGAAGGCGUGCCACCCACAGCUAUGCGAGAAAUCUCGGUACUUAAAGAAACCAAAUGUCGGAAUAUUGUUCAACUUUUAGAUAUUGUAUAUGAGGAGCGGAAACUUUAUCUGGUGUUUGAGUAUUUAGAUAUGGAUCUGAAGCGUUAUUUGGAAUCUUUGCAAAAAACUGCAUUUCUAAGCCCUGAUAUUGUGAAAAAAUUUAUGUAUCAAUUGCUUGAUGGUGUUGCUUAUUGUCACUCUCGUCGGAUUCUGCAUCGUGAUCUUAAGCCAGCAAAUCUGUUGAUUGGAAAAGAUGGUAAUUUAAAACUUGCUGACUUUGGCCUUGCAAGAGCUUUCGGUGUGCCACUUCGACCAUUAACUCACGAAGUUGUGACGUUAUGGUAUAGAGCACCUGAAAUCCUGCUUGGUUCGCGUCAAUACUCCGUUCAUAUAGAUAUUUGGAGCGUAGGUUGCAUUUUCGCGGAAAUGAUUCUUAAAACUCCUUUGUUUCCAGGCGAUUCUGAAAUAGAUGAAAUAUUCAAAAUUUUCCAAACACUCGGGACUCCAGAUGAACAUAUGUGGCCUGGUGUUACUAGUUUGCCUGAAUUCAAAACAAAUUACCCGUCUUGGUCUUCGCAAUCUUUGACUAAGCAUAUUCCAGAAUUAAACGAGGAUGGCAUAGGUCUUCUUCAGCGAAUGCUACUUUACGAUCCGACUAAACGUAUCUCUGCAAAACAAGCUCUUACACAUCCGUAUUUCACUGGAUCCACAGGUCUAUACAGAGUAAAUGAUAUUAUUUAA
Molecule: messenger RNA, 1011 nt
Organism: Ambispora gerdemannii
Lineage: Eukaryota; Fungi; Glomeromycota; Glomeromycetes; Archaeosporales; Ambisporaceae
Source: the annotation of a GenBank genome assembly